This is a messenger RNA of Mycena indigotica, 1257 nucleotides long. RefSeq lists its product as uncharacterized. Lineage: Eukaryota; Fungi; Basidiomycota; Agaricomycetes; Agaricales; Mycenaceae. Bases 1 to 1257 code for a protein of 418 amino acids. The record is from RefSeq and is a predicted model, not a curated record. Gene Ontology annotation, molecular function: protein binding. The transcript has 4 exons.
AUGCUCUACAGCACGCUCGCGCUGACGCUCGCCGCGACACUGGUCGCCGCUGCCCCCGCCGCGCAGCAGAAUCCGAUAUGUAAGGGCACGGAUAAGAACCGGCCGGGCCUCACGGCCAAGGGCCCUGGGGGACUCUACUGGAUGUCCAAUGAGCCGAAUGGCAACUUUGUGUUCACCGCCAACAUCGAUGCGGAUGGCAAUGUGCUAUUCGGCGAUGCGGUCUACGCGGGCGGCAACGGCGGGCACAUGGGGCCUGAUGUCAGCAAGCCGAACGGGCUGGCGUCGCAGGGCUCGAUUAAGGUCAUCGCGGACAAGCUCGUCGCAGUCAACGCCGGCUCGGACACCGCGAGCAUCUUCCAGAUCGACUUCCAGAACCCGGCCUUCAUCCGCAUGAUCGGGCAGCCCAUCAGCACGAGCGGCAACUUCCCCGUCAGCGCGACGAUUAGCAAUACCAACGGGAACGUGUGCAUCCUCAAUGCGGGGCAGAACAAUGGCGUGAGCUGCUACACCGUCAGCCUGCGCAAGGGCCUCGUGCCCAUCCCCAACAGCGUGCGCUCGCUCAACUUGAAGCUGACCACGCCACCGGCGAACCCGGACAACACGCCGUCGCAGAUCCUGUUCUCGGACGACAGCAAACGGCUGUUCGUCUCCGUCAAGGGCAGCAAAGACGCGCCGGGCUUCCUCGCCGCGUGGGACGUCGCCGACGACGGCUCGCUCUCCGCCGACUUUGUCAAGAACGUCCCCGACGGCGGUGCCAACCCCGCCUCGCUCACCGCCAUCCGCGGCGCCGACGCGCUCAUGAACACCGACAUCGGCAAGGGCAUCAACAUCUUCGACUUUGGCAAGAACGGCACCACGAAAGCGGAGAAGGCACAGGACCUGGUCAUCAACGACUCGAUCCACACCGCGUGGGGCGAGUUCUCGGACCAGACAAGAAACUACUACAUCAGCGACAGCGACACGGCGGUGUACACGGAGCUGAGCAUCGACCCGAAGACGCUCGAGGUCAAGGGCGUGAAGCAGUACCCGCAGGAGAAGGGCUCGUUCCCGAUCGACCAGGAGGUCGCGCUGCUUGACGGCAAGGACACGUCCUACCUGCUCUCGCCGGGCAACAUGAAGAUCCAGAUCCUCGCGCUCAACGCGCCCGGCCAGGCGAAACAGCUCGCGUCGUUCGACAUUGCCAAGGCCGCGAAGAACAUCGGCGCGACGAUCAAUGCCGCGAACAUCCAGGGCAUCCAGGCGUUCUUCACAGGCUGA